Penicillium cosmopolitanum is the source of this 237-nucleotide messenger RNA. Its product is annotated as YqaE/Pmp3 family membrane protein. The transcript has 2 exons. Gene Ontology annotation, cellular component: membrane. The record is from RefSeq and is a predicted model, not a curated record. Lineage: Eukaryota; Fungi; Ascomycota; Eurotiomycetes; Eurotiales; Aspergillaceae. The coding region runs from base 1 to 237 and encodes 78 amino acids.
AUGCCUUUCACUGCUUCUGAUAUCUGCAAAAUCAUCUUUGCCAUCAUCCUGCCCCCUCUGGGUGUCUUCCUGGAGCGCGGCUGUGGUGCCGACCUGCUGAUCAACAUCUGUUUGACCAUUCUGGGUUGGGUCCCUGGUAUUAUCCACGCUCUGUAUGUACUCCACUUUUUCUCCUCAUUGGAGAUCAUCGUCAUCCCCUUAUCCCCUGGAUCGCAGCUCGCUAACCCUAUUCCUUAG